Molecule: messenger RNA, 1362 nt
Organism: Brassica oleracea var. oleracea
Lineage: Eukaryota; Viridiplantae; Streptophyta; Magnoliopsida; Brassicales; Brassicaceae
Exons: 4
Coding region: 239-1216 (325 amino acids)
Molecular function (GO): RNA binding
Source: RefSeq, a predicted model, not a curated record
AACUGGUUAUGUGAAUCGGAAAUACUUGGAUCUCAAAUUUUAAUCCUUUGAAGCUAAACCAUCCUCAAAAUUCUUGCCUUCUGUUCGUCUCCGUCACUCGGCAAUUUCACGACUUCCUGUUUAGCCAUUCUCUUUCCUUCUGUUUUUAAUAGUCUCCCUUUCUUGUUUCUGAGUUGUUUAUCGAUCAUCUUGUGAAGAUAAGAAGCGGGACUGGACCUUCUGUGACACACAGGAUGUAAUGAUGUUUACUUUAGGUUGUGCCAAAGGAAUCGCUAACCAACUUUUCAGAAAUCCCAGAUGGAGGUCUGGACUCUUUGUGCAUCACCUCCAGUUCCCUAAUUACUCCGUCUAUACAAAGCAGAGACCUUUUGUAGAAGUUCCACAUGGAUCAGCUUCUUCAAAUCAAAAUGUAUUCGAGUACUGCAGACGUCACAUGAGUAACUCGACGGUAGAGCUAAGAACUGAAGAUAAUGUGGUGAGGUUUUCUUUCAACAACAACGUCCGUGACACCAAAAGUGUGCCUAUGAGGACAGAGAGGAAAUGGAAACGAGCUAAAUCGUCAAGAAAGGCUAAAGUGAAUGAGUUAAGGUUUUACCGUCUAAAGGCCAAAAAGAAGAUGAAUUCUCCAAAUCCUGAAGUUAGGAUUCGAUAUAAGCUCGAAAAGGCGAAGAGAAAAGAAGAAUGGUUGAUUGAGAAACUGAGGAAAUACGAUGUCCCGAAAACGCCAGCAGAAGCCUAUGAUCCAGAGACUUUGACAGAGGAAGAGCAGCAUUACCUAAAACGUACAGGUGAAAAGAGAAAGAACUUUGUACUUGUGGGAAGACGAGGAGUGUUUGGAGGUGUGGUCCUGAACAUGCACCUCCAUUGGAAAAAGCACGAGACUGUUAAAGUUAUCUGCAAGCCGUGCAACAAACCGGGGCAGAUCCAUGAGUAUGCAGAGGAGCUUGCUAGGCUAAGCAAGGGAAUCGUGAUCGAUGUUAAACCUAACAACGCCAUAGUACUGUACCGCGGGAAAAACUAUGUCAGACCAGAAGUGAUGUCUCCUGUUGAUACACUCUCUAAAGAUAAGGCUUUGGAGAAAUAUCGGUAUGAGCAAUCGCUUGAACAUACGAGUGAGUUCAUAGAGAAGCUCGAGAAAGAGCUUGAGGAGUAUCACAAGUAUGUUGCUCGGUACAAGAAGAAGGAUGAGGUAGAUUCAAAGGGCAAAGCAGUGUAACUUGCACAUUUGGAGAUUUUGUUUGGCCUCAAAAACCCGAAUUUGAAAAGAGUUGAAUAUCUUUGGUUUUUCUCAGUCUUUGUUACUUGCAUUGAAUUUUUCCAAGUGCUAGAGCGGAUUAGAAUAAAGUAGUUGAUUUACUAGAA